This is a messenger RNA of Acromyrmex echinatior (Panamanian leafcutter ant), 1224 nucleotides long. RefSeq lists its product as uncharacterized. Lineage: Eukaryota; Metazoa; Arthropoda; Insecta; Hymenoptera; Formicidae. The record is from RefSeq and is a predicted model, not a curated record.
AUGGGGGCAGAAAUUUCGCUGCUUCCCAGCACUUACGUGAAGAACAAAACUCCGACCAAUUUCAACCUUUACGCAGCAAACAAUACGCGUAUAGAUACAUAUGGGGAGUCGUUCCGAACGCUACAUUUAGGGAUACGCCCGAUCACAUGGAAUUUCUGCGUAGCAUCAGUUCCGUACCCGAUUAUUGGGGCCGACCUGAUUGCACAUUAUGGUCUCCUUCCGGACCUUAAAGAUCACAGACUCAUCGAUUCACAAAAUAAUGUGUACGUGUCGGGCAUUGUCAAAUCGGUCACCAGUUUAAAACAGGUAACUCCGAAUUGCAGUAGCGAUGUUCGUCAUCAUAUCAUUACCAUGGGCCCGCCGGUAGCUGAGCGCCCCAGGCGGUUAAGUCUGGAAAAAUUAAAAGCGGCAAAGGCUGAAUUUCAACGGCUAGUCAAAGCCGGUAUUUGCCGUCCGUCCAGUAGUCCAUGGGCAAGUCCCAUUCACAUGGUACCGAAAAAAGACGGAUCAUGGAGGAUCUGCGGCGAUUACCGUCGUCUUAACGCAAUUACCGUGCCGGAUCAAUUUCCCGUACCGCAUUUGCACGAUUGCUCCUCUAAUUUGCGUGGGAAAGUUAUUUUCUCUAAGCUAGAUCUGUAUCAGGCAUACAAUCAAAUUCCAGUGGAGCUUCGGAAGAUAUUCCGAAAACGGCUGUCAUUACGCCCUUCGGGCUGUCUGCGUACUUAUGUCCGCCUUGACACCGGCGCAUCGCCUGUGGAAUUUGUCUAUGGAACGACACUGCGCGUCCCCGGAGAAUUUAUACUGCCGGACGAUUUCACUCCUAGUCCGCAAAUUUUCAUAGAGGAAUUCCGCGAGCAUAUGCGCAAAGUUAAGCCAAUCUCGAUAGAGCAUAAGCACAAGAAACGCGCAUUCGUAUUUAAAGAUUUAUAUUCAUGUUCCCAUGUUUUUCUACGAGUGGGCGGUACCAAGAGAACAUUAGAGCGUCCCUACACCGGCCCUCAUAAGGUUAUAAAUCGUUAUGUUUCGAAUCGAGUUUUCGGUAUUGAAGUUAAUGGUGCACAGCACAGUGUAUCAGUCGAGAAUUUGGAGCCAGCGUAUGGCAUACGCAAUGAUUUGUGUAGUGCGAUUCUAGAAGCAGGACAAGCAGCUAAUUCGUCUAGCAACGAGCGACCAACUUUGAGAACGUAUGCGCGCCCGAAGAGGAAAGUGACUCUCGCCAUAUAA